Wasmannia auropunctata (little fire ant) is the source of this 2836-nucleotide messenger RNA. It is a transcript of the gene Hsp90, whose product is annotated as heat shock protein 83. Gene Ontology annotation, molecular function: disordered domain specific binding; ATP-dependent protein folding chaperone; ATP binding. Bases 209 to 2377 code for a protein of 722 amino acids. The transcript has 3 exons. The record is from RefSeq and is a predicted model, not a curated record. Gene Ontology annotation, cellular component: perinuclear region of cytoplasm; cytosol; plasma membrane. Gene Ontology annotation, biological process: protein folding; cellular response to heat; protein stabilization. Lineage: Eukaryota; Metazoa; Arthropoda; Insecta; Hymenoptera; Formicidae.
CUCGAUAGAAAACCGACGCCGCGCGCCGCGCUGUGACACUCGUUGGUGAGCUCCCGUGGCGGAAGGAUCGUCGCUGCUCGUCGGUGAUCUCUCGUUCUUCGCGCGCCGUCGUUCGUACGUGUUCCGAUUUUCGGAGUGCGAGGCUCGUGCACUUGCGUUUUUUUUUCGCGUUUCAUUCGGAUUUAGUAUUUGUUAAUAUUGUGAAAUAAUGCCUGAGGACGUGAGCAUGGCGGACGCCGGCGAGGUGGAGACCUUCGCCUUCCAGGCCGAGAUCGCCCAGUUGAUGAGCCUGAUCAUCAACACCUUCUACUCGAACAAGGAGAUCUUCAUCCGAGAACUGAUCUCCAACUCGUCCGACGCGUUGGACAAAAUUCGAUAUGAAUCUCUCACGGAUCCAUCCAAGCUGGAUACCUGCAAGGAAUUAUUUAUUAAGAUUGUUCCAAACAAGAACGACCGCACCCUGACGAUUCUCGAUUCUGGCAUUGGUAUGACCAAAGCCGACCUUGUAAAUAACCUGGGUACCAUUGCCAAGUCGGGUACGAAGGCGUUCAUGGAAGCUUUGCAGGCGGGCGCUGACAUCUCCAUGAUUGGACAGUUUGGUGUGGGUUUCUACUCGGCGUACCUCGUGGCCGACAAAGUCACCGUGAUCUCGAAGCACAAUGACGACGAGCAGUACCUGUGGGAGUCCUCCGCCGGCGGUUCGUUCACGGUUCGUCCCGACAAUGGUGAACCAAUUGGACGCGGCACCAAGAUCGUCCUGCACAUCAAGGAGGAUCAGACCGAGUAUCUGGAGGAGUCCAAGAUCAAAGAGAUCGUGAAGAAGCACUCUCAGUUCAUUGGCUAUCCCAUCAAGCUCGUCGUCGAGAAGGAGCGCGACAAGGAACUGAGCGAGGACGAGGAGGAGGAGCCCGCGAAGGAGGGUGCAUCCGAGGAUGAGAAACCCAAGAUCGAGGACGUUGGCGAGGAUGAGGAAGAAGAUAAGCCCAAGGACGAGAAGAAAAAGAAGAAGAAGACCAUCAAGGAGAAGUACACCGAAGACGAGGAGUUGAACAAGACGAAACCGAUUUGGACGAGAAAUCCAGACGAUAUCACGCAGGAGGAGUACGGCGAGUUCUACAAGAGCUUGACCAACGAUUGGGAAGAUCAUUUGGCUGUGAAACACUUCUCCGUGGAGGGACAGCUGGAAUUCCGAGCGCUGCUGUUCAUUCCGCGUCGCGCGCCCUUCGACCUCUUUGAGAAUAAGAAGAGGAAGAACAAUAUUAAGUUGUACGUACGUCGCGUCUUCAUCAUGGACAACUGCGAGGAUCUGAUCCCCGAAUAUCUGAACUUCAUCAAGGGUGUCGUGGACAGCGAGGAUCUGCCGCUUAACAUCUCUCGCGAGAUGUUGCAGCAGAAUAAAAUUCUAAAGGUCAUCAGGAAGAAUCUCGUCAAGAAGUGCUUGGAGCUCUUCGAGGAAUUGUCGGAGGACAAGGAGAAUUACAAGAAGUGCUACGAGCAAUUCAGUAAGAAUCUGAAAUUGGGCAUCCACGAGGACAGCCAGAACAGGAAGAAGCUGUCGGAGCUGCUGCGCUACCACACAUCCGCGUCCGGCGACGAGAUGUGCUCGCUGAAAGAUUACGUUGGUAGAAUGAAGGAGAGCCAGAAGCACGUCUACUACAUCACCGGCGAGAGCAGGGAGCAGGUGGCCAACAGUUCCUUCGUGGAGCGUGUGAAGAAGCGCGGCUUCGAGGUCGUGUACAUGACCGAGCCCAUCGACGAGUACGUCGUCCAGCAGCUCAAGGAAUUCGACGGAAAGCAACUGGUGUCCGUCACAAAGGAGGGUCUCGAGUUGCCGGAAGAUGAGGACGAGAAGAAGAAGCGCGAGGAGGACAAGGCCAAGUUCGAGAACCUCUGCAAGGUCAUGAAGGACAUCCUGGACAAGAAGGUGGAGAAGGUCGUAGUGUCCAACAGACUGGUCGACUCUCCGUGCUGUAUCGUCACGUCGCAGUACGGCUGGACGGCGAACAUGGAGAGGAUCAUGAAGGCGCAGGCGCUCCGCGACACGUCCACCAUGGGCUACAUGGCGGCGAAGAAGCACCUCGAGAUCAAUCCCGAUCAUCCCAUCAUGGAGAACCUGAGGCAGAAGGCCGAGGCGGACAAGCACGAUAAGUCCGUCAAGGAUCUAGUCAUGCUGCUCUUCGAGACUGCUCUGCUGUCGUCCGGCUUCGCGCUCGAGGACCCGCAGGUGCACGCUUCUAGAAUAUAUCGAAUGAUCAAGCUCGGCCUGGGCUUCGACGACGAGGAGACGUCGAACGCCGAGGACGAGAAGAUGGACAUGGAAGUGCCGACGUUGGAGGGUGACUCCGAGGAGGCGUCGAGAAUGGAGGAAGUGGAUUAAAGUUCUAAUUGAACCAUUCACGAUAAGAAUCUAAUAGGUCGCGAAUCCAAAGACUUUCUUAGAUCCGUGAAAAACGAAAGACUACUUUUUUUUUUAAUUUUAUUGUUCUAGCGCUCUUAUCUGUUUUCUUCAUUUCUCAGUGCCGAGAGAAUUGGAUGUUUAUGUUCAACUGGAAAUGUGCUAAUCUGUAUCUCAACUUUACAGAAUAACCAUAUCUUUAGCGAACGUGUCUACACGCAAUUCUAUCGACAAGCAAAGAUAUCUCGCCAUUUAAUUACGUCGAAAUGUUCAUUCAUUUGUAUUUUACGUGUCGCGCUUCGCCCAUCUUGCAUUAACAUUUUUUUGUACCUUUGCGUGUUUAGAUUCACUUACAUCAUUCCAUCAUCUUAUCUUAAAUUAAUGUAGAAUAAUGAUGUAAACACUGUGCGCAAUAAAAUAAAACGAAUCGUAUUUAAGAAA